AUGUAUAGAGAAUAUCUUCUCAAGCAUGUUUUAUAUUUAUAUUAUUGUUGUACUAUUUUCAUCAUCAUAAUCAUAAUCGGAUUAUCAUUGAUUUUUACAUCGAUCGAUGCAUCAAGAAUUCGUGUUCGUCAAGGUCGCCGUCAAUGGUGUCGUGGUUCACGACGAUUAGAACAUCUUCGUGGACGUUGUAUACCACAUUAUGAAUGUGUACAAAAUCGUGGCAUAUCGAUUGGACAUUGUUUCACUAAUCUAGUUGUGGCUAGUUGUUGUAUGUUACCAGAUCCACAAGAUGAUAUACUCAAUUUUCAUAGGCAAACAUUUUUUCAUUUCAAAAUCAAUUCUGAUCAUCCAAAUAAUAAUGAAAUACAAAGUAAACAUAUAUCGGCUGUCGAUUCUGGCGAUGCUCAAGGCAAUCAUCAUUCGGUAGGAAAUAAAACUAUUCCAACGGAUGAUUUACUCACAUCUACAACAACAAUAACUACUGAACAGAUCAUUAUGAUCAAAAACCAAACAGCCAUCACUAAUAAUAUGACAACCAAAAAUUUUGCUGACUGUAUGGAUAAUGAUAAAGAUAAUGGCAAUGAAAACGUUCAAAAUCCAAUUAAUUCGAAUAAAACAGCUACUACAACAACAAUUCCAUUGGAUCUGAAUUCGACUUUCAAUUCAAUUACGAAUAAUAAAAACAACAAUUGGUCAAGUUCAUUGCCAACAACCAGAUCGAUGGAAGAAUCCAUCAUUACAGCAACAAAAAUGAAUGCAUAUUCAACGCCAAGACCAAUUGAAAUCAAUCAAAAUGAAUUCUAUGAAAUUAUUUUGAAUCGAUCAGCAACAACAAUGACCAAAGGAACAAUCACUAAUAAUAAUCAUUCAUCGAAUUCGAAUCAAAAUUUAUUUAUUCAAGAUAUUCCCAUACAUUUUCCGAUAAUUUCACCGACACCUACUGCAAGUAUAACAACCACGACGACGACGACAACCAGAUCUUUUUCAUCACCAAAACUAUGCGGUGUAAGACCGUUAAGACCAACUGGACGUGUUGUUGGUGGCCGUAAUGCACAAUUUGGUGAAUGGCCAUGGCAAGUGUUGAUCAAAGAAAAAUCAUGGUUAGGAUUUUUUACCAAAUCUAAAUGUGGUGGUGUAUUGAUCGAUUAUAAAUGGAUUCUUACGGCUGCACAUUGUCAACCAGGUAUGAUGGGAUCAUUGAUAGUAAUGUUAGGUCAACAUGAACUUCAUGGUACUUCACGACAACUACGACCGGUUGUUAAAACUGUACGAAGAAUGAUUGUACAUCGUGAUUUUGAUCCGGAUACAUUUGAUAAUGAUAUUGCUUUAUUGGAAUUAGAUACACCAUUUGAAAUGCAACCACAUAUUGUGCCUAUAUGUAUGCCGAAUAAAGAUGAAGAUUAUGUAGGUCAAUUAGCAUAUGUUGCUGGAUGGGGAAAAUUAAGCUAUGGUGGUACGAUACCAAGUGUAUUACAAACAGUACGAUUACCGAUCAUCGAUAAUAACUUAUGUCAGACAAUGUUUGCCGAUGCUGGCCAUUAUAAAUAUAUACGAAAUAGUUUUCUUUGUGCCGGUUAUACACAAGGUGGCCGUGAUACAUGUGAAGGUGAUAGUGGUGGACCAUUAAUGAUGAAACGUGAUGAUGUUUGGACAUUGAUUGGUACCGUAUCACAUGGUAUAAAAUGUGCUGAACCAAAUUUACCUGGUGUAUAUAUGAAAACAUGGUCCUAUCUACCAUGGAUACGUGGCAUUAUUGAAAGAACAUUAUGAAACAUCGAAUCGAAUUGAUGUUGAAAAAACUCAAAUUCAAAUAAGAAUCGAAUCAUCAUUUCCAUAUUAGUUUGAAAUAAUAUUUAAAUAAUUUAUAAUUCUUUUUUUUCAAUUCUCAAAUUUUUGUAUAAAGUAAACCAAAAAAAAAAAAAAAAAAACUCGAAUGAAUGUGAUAUAAAAU
Molecule: messenger RNA, 1951 nt
Organism: Dermatophagoides farinae (American house dust mite)
Lineage: Eukaryota; Metazoa; Arthropoda; Arachnida; Sarcoptiformes; Pyroglyphidae
Biological process (GO): proteolysis
Molecular function (GO): serine-type endopeptidase activity
Source: RefSeq, a predicted model, not a curated record